Molecule: messenger RNA, 11872 nt
Organism: Spodoptera exigua (beet armyworm)
Lineage: Eukaryota; Metazoa; Arthropoda; Insecta; Lepidoptera; Noctuidae
Source: the annotation of a GenBank genome assembly
AGAAAAAUGGCGUUCUAUACAGCUGCGGGUUGCGCAAUUUUUAUGUAAAUGUGCACGAAAUUUAUUAGAAAAAUUAAGUUAUAAGUGCAACAAAUAUUUUUAUGUUUUAUGUAGUUUAUAAAGUAAAAAAAGCAUAUAGUGUUACAAUAUUUUUAGUUCAGUGCAAACCUGUCAUGGACCGUGUAUUUUUUGUGUUGUGAUGUAUGAAAACGAUAAAUAAUGAAACGGAAAAUAAUACGGCUGUGCAAAUAAUGUGACAAUGAUGGGUAUGAUAUGGGUGGUGUUAUUGGUGGCCUUGACCGGCUCACACUUGGGACACUGUUCGCCUCUCCGAUCAACGCCGCAAACCUACCCUCAUGAUGCAAGUUCCCAGUCUCAGUUGGAGAUCUGGGGCACCCAGGGCGGCUUGUAUGCGGCAGUGCCUGCACUGGUGUUCCUCAUUACUGCAGUCGGCCUGCUCCUUGGUUGCACCUGGUGCUACCGACAUAAGGAUUGCAAGUUGUUCACUGCGAGCGCGACACACUUGCACGAUGGUCGACGAGCCCAUCCGCCCGACUCGGGCUUCGUGGAGCCCGUCAACAACAACAUCAGUGAAGACAACAACAACGGGCCGAUAUCUCUCCGGGAGAUGCAAAACAUUGCCAACAACAAUGCGGCUGCGUACAUCGUGAGCGAGAACGAGGAGAGGAACAGAGUCAGCAGGGAGUCGGUGGUCGAAUUCGAACCCCUGCCCACCGGGAUACGUGUUGCGGACCCACUGGAGCACUGUGCUGAUUGGUUUGGCGAUGAUGAUUUCCCGCGCAACCGAUUGCAGUAUCUUCGAGAGAUCGGUAGAGGAUGGUUUGGAAGAGUGGUUGAAGGUGAGGUCGACGACAACGGGUCCACGAGCACAGUGGCAGUCAAGAUCCUCAACCAGAAUGCCAGCUUAGAAGACAAGGCGCGCUUCUUGGACGAAGCUAAAAUGUACCGCGACGUACGACAUGAGAACAUACUGGCUUUCAUCACCAAAUGCCUUCAGGAAGACCCUUGGAUUCUUAUAUUUGAACUUUGUUCUAUGGAUCUUCAACAGUACUUGAUAAUGAACCGUCCCAAGAUGGCCAUACUGAAUGAAGCUGGUGUACCCCUCCGGCUAAUGUGUGACGUCAGCUCUGCGCUCGCGCACCUGCACUCACGAGGCUUUUUGUACGGCAACUUAUGGUGUGGCUCAGUGCUAGUCCGGGGGGCGGCAGACAAUGCACGCGCGGUAUUGGGCCGGUACGGGUCCGCCGCGCCGCCUUACGACCUGCCCGCGCCAGAGACAAGGGCGCACCCACCUGUAUAUAAUGCCCAAAGUGAAUCGUGGUGUCUGGGCACGUUAAUGUGGGAGGUGUGUGCGUGGGGCGCCGCGCCAGACCGACUGCCGCCGCCGCUGCCGGACCUGCCCUGUCCUUAUAGGAAUCAUCUCUACCAAGUGAUGCAGCUAUGCUGGAGCCCGGUGGGCGGCGCGCGGCCCACGGCGGCGCAGGUGGUGGAGCUGGUGCUGCACCUGCGGCGCGACGCGGGCGGGCCGGCGCACGCGCAGCACGACUUCGAACAGCGCUGGCAGCGCCUCAAGCCCAACUCCAUCCCCAAGCACGACGAGCACGCCGCGCUCGUGCACGCCGCCGCGCUCGUCGUCCACAUGGACACCGCCGUCUCCCGCUCCAGCAGCAUCAUCUCCGACAAGGACAUGUCCGUGCAAAUCAAAUCCGAAAGCUUGACCAACCUCCACGGCUCGCUAGAAGAUGUCAGGAACAUCUACCUCACCCACAACGAGACUGCCACCCUCGAAUGCCAUCAAGGCAACAUCAGUCUCGAAGAUGCCAGGGAGAAGGAGCAGGACCGCUCCGACGCCUCCAUGGACCCUUGGCUCAAGGAUAUCAUUGCUGGCAGCACGGAUGACGUCAGCUAUUACAAAGAUGUCAGUGACGUCAUCAAGAAUCUCGAUAAUAUAUUGAACUCAGAAAAAACUUCAAGUUCAGAGUCCAGUCACCAAGCUAGUCCCUCUAGAGACAAUCUAAGCUUGGACUGUAAGAAAGAUUACCCAAUGCAAUCCAGUAUGGUCAAAUCCCCUGGUAUCACGAAUUUCCAGAACAUUCUAGAUACUGGAUUUAGUUCCAAGUCAGAGGAAACUGAGACUGGCGAUGACGACGAGCUCGACCGUGAUACUAUAGGCACGCUGAGCCACUCGUUCGAGCGACACAGCGAGGUAGACACCACGAGCCAGCACACGCUGGAGAACCUCACGCCAGAUACGCCAAUCAAAGACAUAGAUGUCGUCAGAAGAAUUGAAAUUCAAGUGGAAGUGGAAAGGGUCGAUACAAACAAUAUUUUAGUUGAUAACGAAACAGUUCAGUCUGUACAUCAACACGCAGAAUUGCCAAAUGAUAACAAAAUAGUGAGUAGUGAUAGUGAAAUACCCAAGCUGAAGGAAUUAUGUGUAGCGUCAAUACCUAGUGCUAGUGAUAUCGAACAAUUGAAUGUUAAAGACUGUCAAACAUCAUGUGAUAGUAACUUAAAAGAAAUAAGUACUGAUAUUAAGAAUGAAACUAAGUCAAUAGAUGAUGUAGGGAAGGUGGUUCAAGAUACGCCUCGUGAAGUAGAGAGUAAGGAUUCUUUAGAUAAGACCGAACUGGAACAAAUGGUAGAUGAUAUAUUCUUGCCUAUAAUGGUACAUGGCAAAACAACUAGUAAAGUAGAACAAUCACAAGAAGAAAUGGCUGAAGAAAAGCGAAAAGAAAAAACAGCUAACAAUGAAGAUAGUGAUAAUGAAAAAGUCCUAGAUAGUGAUCUCAUAAAAGUAACUGAAAGUUCUGAAGCCUUUGAAAACUCGAAAGAGGACAGUUUAGGUGAAGUGAGUGAUUUAGAACCCUCAGAGCUCCUAUCCCCUGAACAGACGCCUGAGUCAGUACAAAGUAUGAGCAAUAUUGAAAGCUCUAACUUGAAUGAAACAAAAGAGACUGAAAUACCAGCAAUCUUUAUAGAGGAAGUUAAAUCUCCAACGCCAGAAUUGCCACCUGAAAUAGUACAAAGUAUUUUUAAGGAAGAAAAUGAUACAGAAAGUGCCACUGUCAGAGAUGAAAUUGAAGAUGCAAUGAAAGAAGCAGAUAAUGAGCCUGUUGUAAGUAUAGAGGAAACCAAACAGCAAGACGCGAUGAUAAUAAACGAAAUUAAUACGUCUGUCGAACAAGUGGCCAAGGAAGCUGAUGAUUCUAUGAACAAUAAGAAUAUUAGUGAAGAUUUCUCAGCUGUGACCACUAUAGAAUCAAGCAGCAACUCCAAAUAUGUUACAGAAGCUGCGACAAAUAUAGUGAAAGAUGUUUCAGAUUUCCUUAUGGAAGAGAGAAAGAUAGCAACAUCACAUGAAGUCAAACCUAAAUUUGAGGCCAGCAAAUUACCAAAAGAUGUAACUGAACACAAUCUAGAAUCUACUUUAUCAGCACACACGACCGCAGAUGUCUUAGCGCGUGUUGAAUCUGAAAAAGUAGAGAAACUAAAAGGAGGAAAUAAUAAAGCUGUACUAGAUGAACUCAGAGAUGCCAAUAUUAUUGAUACUAAUGUUGAAAGUAUCGUCCCUUUAGUUUUAGAUGAAACAUCUCCCAUUAUUGUCGACUCUAAAGAAAAUAUGCUAGAAACUUUAGAGCAAGACAAGAGCCCACAAAAAAUUCAAACUGAUGAUUUUGCCGUAAACGAAGAAGUGGCUAAAAUUAUUCUAGUAAAUGUUAAUAAAGAUAGUCCUUUAGCCUUGGAUGUCGAGAAAAACGAUGAUGAGGUAAUCGUAAAGCAAAUGGAAGCAAGAGAUGAUAAAGUUCCCGAGAAUAACGUAGAAGCCGUCUUUGAGGAUGCUCCAACACCCAAAGUGGAGAACAUAGUCCAAGCAGAUAAACCUGCAGUUGAUCAACUUGAAGAAACUGUAGUUUCUGUUAUAGCUAAUGUGAGCAUAGAAUCUGCAUUGAAAGAGAAUGACACUGAACCUGUUCGUGUCGAAACCUUUGAAGCUAUUGCAGAGCCAAUCAGUUCAACUCAUUCAGAGACAGUGAAUGCAGCACUUAAGGAUGAUAAUGCUCCUGUUGCAACUAUUCUAGAAGACGAAAUUAAAAAUAAUUCUGAUGGUGAUAAAAUAAGAUCAGAUAAUAAUACCCUAGCAGACACAAGAAUGCCGUCAGACAACAGCACUGUCUACAUGGAUCUCAUUAACGAUACCAACAACGAAAUACUCAGUGAUAACACAUUAGAUAGUCAUGUAAGAGACGUCAUCAAAUCCUGUCUGAACAAUUCUAGCUCAGAAAAUGCAUGCACUCUCGUUAAAAAUGAGUCAACUGAGUACUUAGAUCUUCCCAGUUUUGGUAUCAAGGAUGUAGACAAUUUCUUGCACAUGGAGAAAGUUUUCAACAGUCAAAAUGCUGCAGUGGUAUCUAGUACUCCUCUUGCAAGCGACGGCUCUGCUGAAAUAAACAGUAUGGUCGAGAAUUCCAUCAAGGAUGAGCUCUCCGAAACCAAAGUCCCUGACUUAGGAAUGGGAGUCUCUCUAACUAAACUGGAACAAAGAUAUGUUCCUGACAGCAUGAGCCCUUUUGAAUCUCCAACUAAGAGCCACCAUACUGACACUUAUGAUGAAAACAGUUCAGUAGUGCUAGGCCCUUUUGAAAAUUGCACAUUAGAGCUGUUCAAAGGAGCGAAAUCGGGCGAAUUAGUUGAUCUACCUAAGGAAGAGCUACUAGCAUUCUCAUCAAACUUCAGUGAAAUGAAUCUCGAAACACCGUCGCCCUUGAGGGAUGGAAAUUUUCUGAACGAGGUUCCUGAUAUAGUGCACGAUGAUUUACAAUUUGACGAUGUUCAGAGUUUGAGUGAGAAGCAGUCGGACCCUCAAACAGAAACUCCAAGCGCGCCCAGUGGCAACUCGGGUACGGAGAAGAGAGUCUCUCCUUUAACACCACCGAACUCCCCUGGAGUAUUCCUAGCUUCGACAUCACAGCAAAAGUACAUCGUGGACAUCGACCUCACUCCUGAACCGGCGCCGCUACAAGAACCGGACCUCUCGCUUCAGAAAGAGAUAGAACUCAACCAAAUAGAGUUACAAAUAACAUCAAAAUUAGCGAUGGCUGAGAAUGAAAAUAACAUGAACAUUGAAUAUUCAGGACCUUUAACAGUGGAAGGUCUCGUUUCUGAUGAAGAGAUGUUACUGAGGGAAAGUGAUGCGUUGCCCGAGUCCUAUUUAGCAGGGAACGGAGGGUGCGCGGAGGAUAUGAGGGAAGACUUAACUUUGGAUGAGGAAUGCGUCAAAGCGCUGAGGAAUGAGCUAGAACUGAAGUUGCCAUUGGCACAGGUAGCAGCAAUAGAACCUCCUUGCGAACAAGAAUGGUCUGCCGAGCUGCCCCCGCCGCCGGAGCUCAUAGUCAGCUACCCAGGCGCGCUCAGCCCCAUCGCCGAGGAAACCGGCCAGCAACUCUCUGCGUACGAAAAUGAUAUGAAUUGGAACCUGUCGACCCGCACAGAAUCGUCAGAAAGCUACCCUGAGCCUUGCAACAACAGCACUGAUGACGUCACAGAGCUACCUACGGGAGCCCAGACAUACACGAUACAGUCGCGCGAACCAUCGCGCAACCCGUCGCGCGAUCAGUCGCAGAAUAAUACCUACACGCUGCACAGGGAUCUCGACCUUGGCAGCAGUAGAGAAAUUACAAUGAGCGCAGACAGCUUGAACGCCAGCCCUUUGAAAAAGCUAAUUCCCGACAGCGACGCCAACUCACCGAUUGACGACAAAACGUACACUAAGGAAGAAGAGAAAGAAUCCCUCGAAAGGAUAUCGCAAGUAUCGCCCUUUCUGCUGAGCCCCACCACCGACACGUCAGCGCCGGAAAACUCAGAUAACCUCGACAAUGCCACGGGAGUGUCCACUCUGUCUAAGACCACCCUCCCCACAGACGCCAAGCUGUCCAAACCGUCCGAAACACAGUGUCUGUCCAAAGCCACCAGCAUCGACUCGUGGUGCUCCAAUGACACUCUGUACAAUGUCGAGGAAAACUUCGAUGACCUUGCGAUGGACCCGGACGUGCCCGAGUUCGGGCCGGAGAGGGACGAGAACAGCGAAAGUACGGACACGUUAACUCACAACGACGAUGAGAAAGAAGUCAGCCACUGCUCGACCUACAUUAUACACGACAGCAAGUCGGAGGCCUGCGAGACCUUCUCACCGGACUCAAUCACCGCCAACGACAACUACACGUAUACGAAAGUGAAGACUGAUAAUGCUGGUACCACACCGUCCGUACUAACCAAGUCCGACCUGAAUGAUUCCACUAAGAACACCACUAAAGACUUGGCAUACGGUACACUGAUGUCGGGCAUGCCUUCCUACUCCAACUGUACUACGGAGGUAGUGUCGGGCUUCGACGACUGGAAGGUGGCCCAACCAGAGUUGGUGAGGAGAUCUCCCAUGCCCGAGGAUAACGACAUUACCCCUCCCAACCGAGUCGAGGACAAGGAGGUUGAUAUCGCGAGCCCGCAGCUUGCCACGGAACCUUCCCUCAAGAAAUUAGAAAGUAUCGAGAUUAGCUGCCUACAGGACAAUCUAAUAGACAGCCACAAUAAGACGAACCAGUCCGACAGUGAAGUCCUUUUAGUAGACACGAACAGUCCGAACUACAAUUACAAAAAUAUGGCGCCGUCAGUGACCAGCACCCCUCUUACUGACCUCUUGGAUGAUGCAGAUAAUGUUGAAGGAAUCCCUAUGCAUCUCCCUACAGAUAGCAAGGAGUCGUCGGAAGAUAGCGUGAAUGUACCAAACUUCCAGGCGUUCAUGCAGUCCGUCGAAGUCAGGCCGCAAGACUUGUCCUCCAACGUUAGCAAUGAGGGCACUAACCAAGACACGGAAAUCUUGCUAGAGGGAGAGAGCAAGACUUUAAGCAGGAACAGCAACCGUGACAGCUUGGCUGUGUCCGAACGUACGCCGACAUAUUCUGACUUUGAAAACUCGGCGCUAUCUAAACCACAAGACGUAAACUCGAAAGAUAAGUCUAGUCAGAGCAUGGAGAGUGGAAUUAGUUCAGAGGAUUUUCAGAAAUUUGAGACCUCUGUGAGAAGCCGUCCACAAGAUCUAUCGUCGCUGAUAGACGCCAGCUCCCUGCUACUUAAGAUCGAGAGGAUGUCCAGUGAACUGGCAAUGGGUUCGCUACCCACAGACUUGGACCAGACUAGUCAGUCAGGAAGCCGAGCCAUCCCGAAUGAGCCGCAAUCUCACACGAGUCCGCCUAUCGUUACGAAUUUUAACGAAUCUCACAGCUUAGUUAAUUUUAGAGAACCCAAUUUUUUAAUCAAUUUCGAUACUGACGAUGAGACCGAGCAACCGCAUUCGAUUAUCAUUACCGAAACUACGAUGGACGCGUUCAGGGAGAGUCCAAGUAGGAGUAACGACUCGACCGACGUGGACACAUUUGAGGGCAACCAUGCUCACGACCCUCACACUAGUAGAUUGCAAGCGCACGACGAUUUUGGAAAACUACUAGAGCACAAAAUCAACGGAAGUUUGGAUCUGAAAGAAGAGGAAAAUCUUUUAAACUGUGACCAUUUGUCACCGAAAGUAGAAACUGUGUCUGAGAAAACAGAUACAGCGAACAGUAUAUUUGUAACAGAGAUCCACAGUGCGCCUAACACGUCGAGAGCGAACGACAAGAGUCGUACAGUGAACGAAGUCAACUGCAACGGGGGUAGCGAGAAGUUCGCUACGGUUAACUUCUUGAACGAGACCUUCGAAGAACUGAUCGAGAGCAAUGUAGACGAUGAAACGAAAGACCCGAAGACCGAAGAACUUCCGAGCGAAGAAAAUGCAUCAGAGAGUCUAAAAUCUAGUGUCGUCCCUUUGUUGAAAGACCUCGAGAGUCCGAAAGGGUCGAAGAGCAUAAAGGAUGAACUACAAGAGGUCGGAGAACUGACUAACGGAGUGACGGAGGAGAACGGGAGGAUGACUGUGGUCACGGAAGAUUUCCUGCAGAACGAGAAGAAUUUCUGUCAACUAGACUCGUAUUUUCCGUUGCUGAGUGAUAUAAGAUUCACUGGUCCGGCCACAGAAAUAUUGGGCACGUCAUUCACUCAAGACUCUCCGACGGAGCCCACUUCACCAGAAUGUCCUGAGAAGAGAGACACGGCCGCUGAGUUGCUGAAAGAAUGGGAUAGUGAUUCCGACUCCCAUACCAGCAACUCUUCGAGUGGAGAAUUCAUAUGGAAGCAGCGAACAGGCGAGUCUCGCAACAACAGUGGUGGGGAGCGCCACGGGUCCCCGCCAGGCGGGUCGGGGGGCUCCGGGCCUUCGGACGGGUCUGCGGACUCGGGCUCGGGCUCCGAAGGUGAUGAGGUGGAGUUCGUGCCUUCCUCGUGGGACUGUCGCGCAGCACCCUCGAAGUCAUCCCUAAGGAGCUUGGAGCAAACUACACCGGACAAUAAGAAGCGCGUGGUGUUCAAGCGACAGAAGUACCACUGCGUAUACGAGUACCCCCGCGAGGUGGCUGACAUCGAGGCGAAUUCCCCCGCCGCCUACCUACCAGACCUGUCCACCUACUCCGAAUGGGACCCAACCAGUGCUGAAGAAGCUGAGCUGGGUUACGGUCAACUGUUUGGAGCGCCCAGUCCACUGGACCUGUACCCUCUCAGAGCUGGAAUCGCUUUUGGAGCUGAUUACGACGAAGACUUUUUCAUCUCGUCAUCAGCGCGACCCUUCGAGAGCCUGGGCAUCAUGUCCACCACGAGCCAGUUCUUCCCCGGCAAGCACGUGAAGCCGUCCCUCCUCGAGCGAGACCUCUCCGACGACCUUACGGAAGAUUUCCCACCCCCACCGUCUCCACUCCCCACCACCACACUCAUGCAGACCCGCACUCCUUCCCUGGACUUCACGACGCCAGACUCGGGAGUCGAAGACAUCACGCCAGGUUCUACCACAGACGAUGACUUCAAGAAGAAACUGCCAGAAACGGAGCUCACGUGGAGACCCGUGGACAGCGCCAGCUCCAGCGAGUCAGUGAGCCCGAGUUCCCCGGGGGGCGAGGCCCUGGGGGGGCUGCGCCACACCCGCGAUAAACUGAAGCUGGACCUGCCGCCCAGCCCGCACAUACCGUCCCCGCGCCACAGCCGAGUGUUCAACUUCGUGCUGGACAAGCCCAAGCGGCGCGAGGACCGCCCCGCGGACCUCGGCACCACGCCGCUCGUCAUGACCGACGACACGCCCAUCGUCACCACCUCGCUGCCGCUGCAGAAGGACUGCGAGGACCUGCCAGUACCCGAGCCCACGUUCUCUACGUUCGGCAAGAGUCCGCCCAAGGUCGAGCCUGAACAGAAAUUGAUACUAACGGAUGAGGUCGAAGAGAGCACCGAGGUGAAGGUGGAGAGUCCCAAGGUGGUAGAGGCGGUGAAGGGCGAGGGCACCGUGCUGGACAGCGGGGACGAGGACUCCGGCAUCGAGAGCAGCUCCAAGGCCACGCUCGAGCGAAACAAGACGAACGUCUCGUAAUUAAAACAAAUUAGCUCUAGUUUUGUAUAAAUAGGAACAUAGAUCUGAAGUAACUACGACUUUGUUGUGGAAUAAAGUUUGAGGUUACGUUACAAAGAGAAUGACGCGUUAGUUUGGAGUAUUACAUUAUUUAGUCUCCGUUAGAACUCUUACAACUUAUGUAUACUUUCUUUCAGUACUAAGUAUUUCAAACUAACGAUUGUAUUUCUCGUGGUUAUGACAACCGCACUAAUCGUCUGAACUACAGUAAUAGUCGACGACAAUUGCCAUUACGAAGUAAAAUAGUAUUACAAACAGCAAAAAGUAUUACGUGCUGGAUAUAAAAUUUAUAUACAUAUCGGAAUUACGGGCAUCGAUUCAUAGCCACAUCAUUACCGUCGAGCCGGGAAUGUAAACUAGUUCACAAUAUUGCCAUCCGCUUUUUGAUACAUUAUACUCUUUCAAUCUUGCCAAUGUUAAAAUAAAAAUCUUUUCUAAACAUUUCGCUUGGUCGUCUAUUCUAAGAAAAAAAUACAUCAAAAUUGACAUACAAAUUAACUAUUAUACAUGCAAGUCUACAGACGCCGUUGCAUUUCCCAGUUGGACAGCGCACAGUAUUCAGUGGAGCAAGUUCUGCUCAGGUCAAUGCAAGGAUCACACACGAAGGUACAAAUCGCCAUGAAAUAUAUCUAUAGGUGUAUCGCUUUCAUGAUAGCGUAUGUUAAGGCUUUGAUAUGUUUACAAAAACAGCCUAAUUUUAUGAGAUCAGUCGCGUCCCUCGAGUUUUUGACACGUUUUUAUUAAUUGAUGUUAUGUCGCGUGCGAGCUGAUUCUUUUUGUUGCACGUACCACUAAUGCCAGUAAACAAUCUCACAUUUACUGCUCUAAAUAUAUUUGAACGUGUUCGGAUGUUAACGCGCGCGACACCGACGCAUACGUAACUCUCUAUGAAUAACAUCCAACUAAUUAGUUAACUGUCAAUGAUUUUAUAUUUAUAAUGAAGUGUAGGACUGCCACACAACCGAUGUACAACGCAGGCAGCCGAUCGUACUCGUUAGAAAUGUUAAUACGUAACGUUUUAUACUCUUAUUUCGUAUGUUGUAGUGUUAGUAUACGCUCGCGCUGCGCCCGCGGCACGCGCCCGCGGCAAUUAUAUGUUUUAUGUAUAGUAUUGUAUGAUUCCCACCAAAAUUAUGUUUUUUAUUAUUUUGAUACGAGAACAAAGUUGUGGCGUAGUGUGAUGUCCCGCUGGGGGCGCGUGUGCGCGUGCGCAGCUCUCUGAAUGUCUAAAUAAUGUUGUUUGUGACGACCUAUAAUAUUACUGUAUUACUUUACGCACAAGUGAGUAAGCAUCUUCCAUCUUUUAAACCUCAACAAAUGUCAAAAUUGAAGCGUUUCGGUCUAGGAUUGAGGUUAAAAAGCCAAUUGUUAGUUAAGUAAAAGUUUAUAUUAGAUAAGCGUAGUGUUAGAUGUACCAAGUCGUGGCGACAGACCGACAUUGCGUACGAGUAUAUAACGUCGUCACUAUAGUAUGCAAUACGUCCAAGUGUGAACCUAAUGUGCAAUUCUUCUCAUUUCCAUAUCAUCGCGUUUUAGUUGUUUAGUUACUGCUGUAAAUAUAAUUUAAUGUUAUUAUGUAUUGAGAAAAUCUUUUUGAAUAUGAAAAUUUAUUGAUUGUAUUAAUUGUACUACACGUUUAUUGUUCUGAACAUUAUUUUUACAGUUUUAGAAUGUUUUCGUUAAUGUACAGAUGUAAAUAAGUGAUAGAUGUUCAUUUUGUUACAAUGCGUAGGGAGCGUCCCGAGUGGCGGGCUGUUGAUUGUGAGCCGAGCGAGACAACUUUACGUUAGUAGGGAACAUGCUUCUAUUUGUUUGUACAUAUCAUACGUCCUGCGACCCUCUGAAAGAACAAACUCAUAGAAACUAUUAUGUUAGGAUCUGGAAUCUCAUUAUUUUGAUCCUUUUCUUUGUGCAUGAAUUUUAUUGUUUCAUACUCUCCCUGACCAAAAUAAAAAGGGGUGGUUGUCUAAAUCAACAGUUCUUUCAUGGCUCUCUUGGCUAUUCUGGGGAUCAACUUCCAACUUUAAAAAUAUAGAUUCCAAUUAUCAGAUUAACGUAGAGUCUGUUUGUAGUGGAUCUUACUCAGCAGAUAGUUUACCCAAGCUUAUGAUAUAAAAACUAAGGAAUUAAUUUGAAUGAAUUGUCCAGUUUAAUUAUGUAUUUAUUGAUCGUAAGUUGUUAUUGAUUUGUAUGAGUUGUCGGCAGUAUUUAGUGAAUGUGAACGCAUUGGAAGUCUUUUCAUAUUGUGACUUUGUCGAGUCUUUUAAAAGUAUUUCUAUGAAAAAAAUAAUAAUUAAAUAAAACUUGUGACUCAAU